Molecule: messenger RNA, 4108 nt
Organism: Neolamprologus brichardi
Lineage: Eukaryota; Metazoa; Chordata; Actinopteri; Cichliformes; Cichlidae
Gene: scml2
Product: Scm polycomb group protein like 2
Biological process (GO): negative regulation of DNA-templated transcription
Cellular component (GO): nucleus
Molecular function (GO): histone binding; chromatin binding
Source: RefSeq, a predicted model, not a curated record
GCGCGAAGCUGCAGCGAAUAUGGCGGCUUGCAUCUGAUAGAAAGUGAGGAGUCUCGCAUCAAAAUACCCAGUUGACACGGUUGCAUCUGUUUGGGUAGCUGCCUGCCUGACUUGACUCGAAGAAGCACAGUCAUCAUGGGCCGAACGCCACACAGAGAUCAAAAGGAGGAGAAGAAGGAGAGACGGAGCAGCAUCACAGCGGGCUCUGCUCUCGACAAGUCUAAUGAACCGUUCAGCUGGGAGGAGUAUCUGAGAGAAACGUCCUCCACUGCAGCGUCGCCCUCUUGCUUCAAACAGUCCAGAGUCCCCCCCUCCAACGACUUCAAGGCAGGUAUGAAACUUGAAGCACGGGACCCUCGCAACUCUAACUCGGUGUGCAUCGCAACGGUGAUGGGGAUGAUGGGCACUCGGCUACGCCUGCGUCUGGAUGGCAGCGACAACACCAACGAUUUCUGGCGGCUGGUCGACUCGUUGGACAUCCAGCCAAUAGGAACCUGCGAGAGGAACGGAGACAUGCUGCAGCCGCCGCUCGGUUUCAGGAUGAAUGCCUCGUCCUGGCCCAUGUUUCUCUUACGGACGCUCAGCGGUGCAGAGAUGGCCCCAGCUUCGGCUUUUAAGAAGGAACCUGCCAGCCCUGCCAAAAACUACUUUCAGCCUGGGAUGAAGCUAGAGGCAGUGGACAGGAAGAACCCUUACCUGAUUUGUCCCGCCACAGUGGGUGAGGUCAGAGGUCAGGAGAUUUUUGUCAUGUUCGACGGCUGGCGAGGCGCCUUUGACUACUGGUGCCCCUUCGACUCCAGAGACAUCUUCCCUGUCGGCUGGUGUGCCCUGACGAAACACAACCUGCAGCCACCCGGAAACUUCUUUACCCUCCCUGGUGCCCUGCUUGCCCCUGUUUCUUCCACCUCAUCUACACGUCGCUCGUCUUUUAACUCCUCCUCCAUGCAGACCUCGUACCGACUGCCCAACCCCUUGCCUCCCCUCCCUGUACGCAAGGGUGUCCGCGGUCGUCGUCCCAAAUCCCAGACUAUCGCUUUAUUGAAAGCGGCGGCAGAAGCUGCAGCAGCAGCAGCGGUAAAUGGAGCGUCACAAAGCCCGGCCAGAACUAGCACUGAGACUCAACUGGCCCCCAGACCACACAAGAAGAGAGGACCUAAGCCUAAGAACAAGAAGAAGCCUCGGGUGGUACAGUCCCUGGGGGCGUCAUCAGUUACAGCUCCACCUCCAGAGACCAGAUUGAGUAUCAGCCACGUCUCAGCGGACAACAACAACCUUAACAACAGCACAAAUGUAGUUUGCACAGUGUGCGUCUACGUGAACAAGCACGGUGACUACGGCCCGCAUCUUGAUCGAAAACUGGUGCAGCAACUCCCAGACCACUUCGGUCCAGCUCCAGUCAACGCAGUGCUUCAGCAGGCUGUUCAGGCCUGCGUCGACUGCACAUACCAGCCCUCUGUACUGCUGUCAUUUCUGCAGAGCCAGUCCCAUACAGGAGGAGAAGUCAUUAGAGUGCGGUCAGAGCAUGGUAUCCGCUAUGUGAAGCUGCCCUCUGCCUCCAGUGCUUCUUCUGUGCUGCGGUUCCUGGAGAACAUGUGCCAACAUCUGGAGAGUGACAGUCUCUUCAGCUCGCAGCCUUUCAGCCCCUACAGCAACAACACUCGCUUCUACAAUAGGGCCAAGUCAGAACCACUGUGUGUUGCUGAGAACGGCCUGCCUAACAACGAUCCCUCUAAGGAUCCCACUCCGAGCCCCCGCCCUCUUCACAACACGCCAGACUACAGAGCAGCCAAGAGGGAGCGUCCGUAUUACCCUGGACACGCACAGACGCCGCCGCCUCUCCGACGAGUCAGCUCCAACCCCACUGAACCUGGCCCAGUGUGUGCACACAGACGAGUGGAGGCAGCUAGCUCAACAACAGGUCCAGACCACAUGAAACAGGACAAAGAUGCUUCCGGAAACAGCGCUUCCUCCUGGUCGGUUGAUGAUGUCAUACGGUUUGUCCAAGAAGCCGAUCCCCACACUCUCGGGCCGCAUGUGGAACUGUUCAGGAAACACGAGAUUGAUGGGAAGGCACUGAUGCUGCUGCGCAGUGACGUCAUUAUGAAGUACAUGGGUCUGAAGCUGGGCCCUGCGCUAAAGCUCUGUCAUCACAUCGAGAAGCUGAAGCAGACCAAGCAGUAGAGGAUGUUGAUCACUGUCAACCAAACACACACAAACAAGCAUUAUUCUGCAGUGAUAGGAUGCAGUGGAGUCCACAGGAGCCACGGUUGUAGCUACUAACGAGGACACUGAGAUCAUGUUAGCCUUACGUCUUGUGAAUUCUGAGGCGUUUUUAGAAACCUGAAAAAUGGAAGUGCCGAGGAUUUCACCGUCAGAACUUCAGGAUUUGUGGAAAACACUUUGAAGCAGCGUUUGAGCGGCUGUGAAUUUGGGGGAAAUUUUUAGCAGAAGUCUAAACACUUAAAGGAAAAAUGAUAAAAAAAACUAAGCAAUUCUGAAUCGUAGUGAAACUCCCCCAGUGGACUGUUUAACUUGAAAUUGGCGUCUUCUUUAAAUGACAGACAUCUGUUUAAAGUACAUGAAGUUAAUCUUAGUACAUGAAGUCAACAUUUACAUAGCUGUAAUUAGUGUCAGAUAUCUGAUCAUAGGUCAUUGUGUUUAUGUUUAUGUCCUUUUUGCCUUAUUUUGAAUAACUGGAUGCCAUAAUUUGUCAGUCUUUAUUAACUUACCUCUACAGAUACACACUGAUGUACACUAUAGGUUUUGUUUUUAUUUUAUUUUAUUAUUUACUGUCUGGCUUAUUUUUUUUCCUUUCCCUGGUCAGGUUUUCAGGGUGGCUGCUCUGCACAAAAGACGUGGAAGGUUAGUUCAGGUACUGGCAGUGAACGUCUCGCUGCGUAAUUUCUAACAAGGCAAUAAAAGCUUCUGAAUGACUGCAUCUCUUACAGACUGUCGGGUUUAGUUUUGUGCAUGCCAGUAGUGAAUGUAGGAAGACAUGAGCAUUAUUGAUGGGUACUGAUCAACAGGGGCGCCCCAGUUAGUUUAUGUAAAUUAACGUGGAAAUAUUGGAGAAGCCCAGUUUUCUGAAGUCAUUAAACACCUCAUUUAUAAUCUUUUAGGUAACAAUAUCAUUUUUGCAGAGCGGGUACACUUCCUAUUUAAAUGAUGACUCUCAUUUUUUACAGCGCAGGCUGUAGAUUAAGACGAAACGGUUACCGAGGAGUUAGUUCUCUCUCAUUUGUGUUUGUCAGUAUGCGGCAGGACAUUCAAGCUAGUUAGUCUCAGCUUGAACACUGAUGUGUUUAUAUGAUUGUAUUAUGCUUGGACAGUCAAACCCAUUAAAUACACAAAAGACAUACAAUGACUGGAAGGCUGUAAGUGUUUUGGCAUAGAAAUGCAAGCAGGUCAAGCUUGAGCGCUGUACAGGAAGUCAAAAGUGCUCUUUCCUGGUGGAGCACAAGAUGGAGAAACUGUUUUGUAUAAAGUUGAGCUAAAAAGUUGAUUUUUAAAAUAUGAUUUUUGUACUGUAACAAAGUGUAUCAAGCGUAAGUGUAAUCAUUUCUUUCUGCCUGACAGUUUUUGUUGUUGUUUUUUAUUUUUUCCUGUGUGUGUGUGUGUGUGCACUGUCAAAUAACUACGUACGGGAAGAUAUUGUGUCUGAGUAAUUAUUCACAAGUCUCAAAGUAUUUAUCUGUUACUGAUGGCAGAAAUCCUCAUUUUCUGAACAUUUCAGAACAAUUUUCGAACCAAAUCAUGUCUUUUGUAGCUGCAUUUCACACUGUUGCUCUCCUGUAGUGGUAACAAGUUGAUACUUGAAACCGUUCUUGCUUUAAUGUGAAACUCAGGUUUUUAGUAAGGUUUGUUUCUUCUUAGAUGUUUUACAUCAUUAGAAUUUUGUGUUCAUUGCUAAAGCAUAGAGGGACUGCACAACAACCAUGUAUAUUUUCUAUGCCUUGUCAUCUCGCUUUGCAGCAUUUCAUAUGUAUAUAUAUAUAUAUAGAUAUAUACACGACUUUUUACUGUAUGUUCAACAAAAGAUGUUUGUUAAAUAUGUUUGAUAUGUAUUCACACGAUUAAACAUUUGUUUACAUCAUCUUAGUGUUUGAGG